Molecule: messenger RNA, 1738 nt
Organism: Lobosporangium transversale
Lineage: Eukaryota; Fungi; Mortierellomycota; Mortierellomycetes; Mortierellales; Mortierellaceae
Product: ATP-NAD kinase-like domain-containing protein
Exons: 7
Coding region: 179-1660 (493 amino acids)
Biological process (GO): sphingosine biosynthetic process
Cellular component (GO): cytoplasm; membrane; intracellular membrane-bounded organelle
Source: RefSeq, a predicted model, not a curated record
UGUGCCUGUCCCAUCUUUCUGGUUUUCAUUAAUUGUUGGCUCUCGGUCAAGCUUGCUUUCCUUCUCUCGUUUUGAACAUCUUGAGCCUGAUUGAUUCCUUCCCCGUUCCAUCUUCCUCUCGCACUCACAUCCACACACAUAAUUAUUAAUUCAUCCUAGAAUCAGCUAUUCCUUCCAGAUGGCCUCAUUCCCUCUCUUACUCUCUGCUCAUUUGGGAGAUUUUCAAGUUCAGCUUGCAUACAAUGGCCAAGUUCUUCAAUUUGACCUUCCAGAAGUUGAAGUAUCCAAGCAACAAGCUGGGUGUUUGCCUUGCGGUCCUACUGCAUCGUCUGGCUUUCGAGUUUUCAAAACUGUUGAGAUCUUGAACAUCUCAAUCUCGCAAGAGCACUCUUUAGUUAUCGCAGCAUGCGCACCCAAGCAUGGUGUUGAUAAGGAAUCUGUAUUAGAAAUAUUCACAUUUAAUGUCAAAGAUUUGGCCUUGACAUCUCAGUGGCGGACCGAUGUACUCAACCAUGUUUAUAAAGGAAUUAAGAAAGGACGCCACUUCAAGAUCCUUGUGAACCCUUUCGGUGGCCAGGGUCAUGCUAAGCGCAUAUGGGAACAUACUGCAGAGCCUUUAUUCAAGGCCGCUGGCUGCACUUAUGACCUUACUUAUACCACUCAUCGAUACCAUGCGAAAGAAAUUGCUCGAGACUUGGACAUUCGCGCUUACGAUGCCAUUGUCUCAGUUAGUGGCGAUGGUGUUAUUCACGAGGUUAUCAACGGACUUAUGGAGCGUCCAGACGCCAUUAUAGCUCAUAAGCUUCCACUUGGUGCUGUUCCCGGUGGUUCCGGUAAUGCUCUGUCAUUUUCACUUCUAGGUGAAAAGCAUGGAGCCCAUGUAGCGAAUGCUGUUCUUAAUAUCGUUAAAGGAAAGGCCAUGCCAGUGGAUCUUUGCUCAGUCACCCAAGGUGAUUCCAGUAGAUUUUUCUCUUUCGAGCUCCAGUCUUUUGGAUUGAUCGCCGAUGUAGACUUGGGAUCCGAGCACCUACGAUGGAUGGGAGAGGCCCGGUUUACUUUCUCUGCUGUGGGCAAGCUGCUGUCACAGGCGACCUACCCUUGCGAACUAGCUUAUAUUCCUGCAGAGAAUAAUAUUAAGAAGAUUCAGGAGCAGUAUAACGAGUACAGGAACCAGCCCGUAAUCUGGGCGGAUCAAACACAUGAUGAACUAGAUCAGGAUCACAGGACGAUUAUUGAUCGAUAUGGACGUGUUUCAGACCCUCUUAAGGAAAAUGAUGGAUGGGUCGUCGAAAAAGACCAUUAUGCGACUGUUGUUGGAGCCAAGCUGCCAUGGAUCUCAAAGGGAUCUGUCUCGCAUCCAGCUGCCCAACCCAACGACGGCUUGAUCGAUCUUUUGAUUUUCCCAAAGGACCUUGGACGUAUGGCAGGAGUUCAGAUUAUGAUUGGAGUCGAAACUGGAGUUCAUGUUUUCCAUGAAAAGGUACGCUAUUUGAAAGUCAAGGCAUUCCGUCUAUCGCCACAGAACCAGUCAGGCUAUAUUUCAAUGGACGGCGAGCAUACACCAUACGCUCCCUAUCAAGUCGAGGCACAUCGAGGACUUGUUUCUGUAUUAAGUAUCGAAGGCCGCUACGCCCGCAGUAUGAGUGGUGGAAGCAAAUAAAUUGACAAAUCUCCACUAUUAUAACCUAAUUAUAUCAUUUUGCCGUAUUGUAUAUAUAUAUAUAUUAAACUAAAAGAG